Hibiscus syriacus is the source of this 567-nucleotide messenger RNA. RefSeq lists its product as uncharacterized. Gene Ontology annotation, molecular function: nucleic acid binding; RNA-DNA hybrid ribonuclease activity. The transcript has 2 exons. NCBI's taxonomy places the organism in Eukaryota, Viridiplantae, Streptophyta, Magnoliopsida, Malvales, Malvaceae. Bases 1 to 567 code for a protein of 188 amino acids. The record is from RefSeq and is a predicted model, not a curated record.
AUGGUCUCCUCAUUUGCUCACACUGACCAUUGGUUGAAACCACCCCCAAGAUUUGUUAAGCUCAAUGUUGACGGCGCGUGUCCGCCUGAUGACCGCCUCCCGACUAUAUCAACGCUUAUUCAUGACCAUGAUGGCUUUGUUUUGGCUGGAAGGGCGAGAAGCAUCGGAUGUCCCCGUGUUUCUAAUUGUGUGGAAGCGCAUGCCUUGUGUUAUGGUUUUCAAUUAGUAAUUGAGUCGGGGUAUUCUCGAAAGCUAAUUGAGAGUGAUUCCUCUUCGGUCAUUACUCAAUUUCAGCAGCACAGUUUCGAUAUGUCAGUUCUCCAAUUCAUCCUCCCCGACGCCCAUCAAAUUCUGGUUUCACAUUCGGAUUAUAUGCUCAGAUCCAUUCGCCAUAAUGCAAAUAAGGCUGAUCAUACUUUAGCCAACUUCGCAUCUAGUUCGGCUACUGCAAUUUCUUUUAUGCAUGAUUAUCUAUCAUAUUUAUCUAUUGUCAUUGUUAAUGAGUUUGGGCACUCUUUUCCCCUCAUAGGUUUUAAGAGGUUUUUUAACGAGGUAAUCGGUCACUAA